ACUGUCUGUUCCAUCUCCAGCCAUGUCUUCUGUCGCACAAUGCGCCUCCCUCGAUCCCACCUACAAUGACAUGGCGUCCACCGUCGCCGACGCCGACGACAUGAUCGACUUCUACAAGAUCAACAUCUCGCAACACCAUGACAUCGCCGACGCAGCGAUGGUGGAGAAACCAACCCUCCUGCUCGUAAAAGAUGGCCGGGAACUCGAGCGCUUCUGUAAGCCUGUCCCGCAGCAGUUGGAGUACAUGGUCUCGCAGGCGCUGUGUGGGAUGACCAAGAUAUCCAUGAUCCCGUAUACGGAGAGAGAGGGCCACGGGAAUCUGAUGUAUUGUAUUCCGGCGCAGAAAUAGUCGUUAAUGAG
Messenger RNA from Aspergillus novofumigatus IBT 16806, 360 nucleotides. RefSeq names its product thioredoxin family protein. Lineage: Eukaryota; Fungi; Ascomycota; Eurotiomycetes; Eurotiales; Aspergillaceae. The record is from RefSeq and is a predicted model, not a curated record. Bases 23 to 349 code for a protein of 108 amino acids. The transcript is spliced from 2 exons.